GAAUGAACCUGCUCUAGGAAAUCGCCCUUAUUUCAUUCACAAAACAUACCCUUAAACCCUGCAACUCAAUCUCUAAUGCGAAGUGCUUAGCUAGAUUUUUCCGGGGAGUUGCAAAAAUGCUACCUUUUAAUUAUUUACUUCAAAAAGAUGCAGUUACAGUAGAGGCCAAAACAUGUCAGAGAAGACCAACAAUCACUUGCAACAUUAUUUGAAUGAUUCAUAAACCACAACCGGAAAAGGGUCAGUUACACCAAAGCUUAUAUAAUAUAUAGUGAGAGGAAAAGGAUCGGUUAUACGAAAGCUUAUAUAAUAUAUAGUGAGAGCUAGAAGAAAAGCACUCACCUCUCCUCCAAGAAGGUGUAUAUUUCACAGACUGAUCAGAGAAUCAGAGAUAUGACGUCGUGGAAUUCAACUCCGAUGGAAGUGACAUACGAAGUUCUGGGAUGGAUAGCUUUCGUGUCUUGGUCCAUCAGCUUCUACCCUCAAGUCAUUUCGAAUUUCCGGAGGAAAAGUGUUGUGGGGUUGAACUUCGAUUUCGUGGUACUGAAUUUGACAAAGCAUUCUUCAUAUCUGAUCUACAAUGCGACUCUCUACUUUAGCUCUGCAGUUCAGAAGCAGUACUUCCACAAGUAUGGCUCCAAACAGAUGAUACCUGUGGCAGCGAAUGAUGUUGCAUUCUCUACUCAUGCUGUUUUAUUGACCGCGCUGACCCUGAUUCAAAUUGCAGUCUAUGAACGUGGAAAUCAGAAGCUGUCGAAAAUUUCCAUUGGAAUCGUUGUUGCUGUGUGGCUAGGUGGGGCGGUUUGCUUUUUCAUAGCUUUGUCAAACCAUUCUUGGCUUUGGCUCAUUUCCGUUUUCAACCUAAUUCAAGUAUGUAUGACAGUCAUCAAAUACAUUCCCCAGGCAAUCAUGAACUUCAUGCGGAAGAGCACAGAUGGGUUCAGCAUUGGCAAUAUUUUACUUGACUUUACCGGAGGCCUCACAAGUUAUGCACAAAUGGCUGUGCAGUCUAUAGAUCAACAUUCUUGGGUGAACUUCUACGGAAAUAUAGGGAAGACACUUCUCUCUUUGGUCUCGAUAUUCUUCGACCUUCUAUUCAUGUGUCAACAUUUCCUGCUGUAUCCUGCCAAGAAAGCACAGCAGAUACCCCCCAACAGCAGUACCAGUGAGGAAAGAACCUGGCCUAUUGGCAAAUCUCCUGAUCAUCAUUACCCAGCACCUCCGGGGAAUGUAUGAACCUUUGCUUGCUUGGUUCACCAACAAAGUGGUCGAUUACUAAUUAGUUUGUACGACUACUUUUAUGAACUCCCAAUUGAUUUUACAGAACUUUGCUCAUCUGAUCAAACUGCUCAUAACUUAAUAUUGUGCCGGAGUUGUGAGUUUGUGACUGCAUUGAUGUAGUAG
Molecule: messenger RNA, 1404 nt
Organism: Rosa chinensis
Lineage: Eukaryota; Viridiplantae; Streptophyta; Magnoliopsida; Rosales; Rosaceae
Product: cystinosin homolog
Exons: 8
Coding region: 394-1236 (280 amino acids)
Biological process (GO): L-cystine transport
Cellular component (GO): vacuolar membrane
Molecular function (GO): L-cystine transmembrane transporter activity
Source: RefSeq, a predicted model, not a curated record